Messenger RNA from Oncorhynchus mykiss (rainbow trout), 2573 nucleotides. RefSeq names its product Golgi-associated PDZ and coiled-coil motif-containing protein. Lineage: Eukaryota; Metazoa; Chordata; Actinopteri; Salmoniformes; Salmonidae. The record is from RefSeq and is a predicted model, not a curated record. Gene Ontology annotation, molecular function: transmembrane transporter binding. Gene Ontology annotation, biological process: negative regulation of protein localization to cell surface. Gene Ontology annotation, cellular component: trans-Golgi network transport vesicle; Golgi apparatus; membrane.
CAGACUGUUGUAGUCGAUUCAUAGCUAUGAUCCGUAUCCGAUUUCCUGGUAGGAUUACGGUUUUGGGAAAGAACCAAAUACAUGUAUUUUAGCUAGUAUUUUCUGAAAAGAAACAUUUUCGUAUGCUUAGGGCAUUUAGAGUACAGUGUGACUCUGGUAUUACGACUCAGUUAACUUAUACAGGGUGGCGGAAACAAAGCGCUGAUUUUAUUUGUGAAGGGAAUCGGUUAGUCAGCUAGCUUUAGCUUUUAGCCUGCACUGUUGGACAUGUCUGCCUCGGCCGGUGCCUCUCCGUCAGCCCAGGGCACGGCCCUGGUCAGUCCAGGCACGGGGAUGUCCAUGUUUCGGUGGCUUGAGGUUCUGGAGAAGGAGUUUGACAAGGCGUUUGUUGACGUCGAUUUACUACUUGGAGAAAUCGACCCAGAUCAAGCUGACAUCACAUACGAGGGUCGUCAAAAGAUGACAAGUCUCAGCUCCUGUUUUGCUCAGCUUUGCCACAAAGCCCAGACGAUUUUUCAACUUAAUCACAAAGUAGAGGCUCAGCUGGUGGACCUGCGUUCGGAGCUGACUGAUGUGCAGGCGGAGAAGGUGGUGGUGGAGAGGGAGGUCCACGACCAGCUGCUCCACCUUCAUGCCAUGCAGCUGCAGCUUCAUGCCAAGGCUGGACAGACUGUGGACUCUGACUCCAUCAAAGACAGGAUGCCUGUUGCCUCAGUGGAGGAGAUGGAGAGGGAGCUGCAGGCCAACAAGAAGGAGAAGGUGAAGGAGGUGAAGCUGGAGGCAGAGGUCAAGCUGCAUAAGAAGGAGAAUGAGGCCCUCCGUAGGCACGUCGCUGUACUGCAGGCUGAGGUCUAUGGGGCAAGAUUGGCAGCCAAGUACCUGGACAAGGAGCUGGCUGGAAGAGUACAGCAGAUCCAGCUGCUGGGUCGGGACAUGAAGGGGCCCGCUCACGACAAGCUGUGGAACCAGCUGGAGGCUGAGAUCCACCUCCAUCGCCACAAAACAGUUAUCCGGGCCUGCAGGGGGCGCAACGACCCCAAGAAACCCCUAGAGUCUCCAGUGGGGCAUGAAACAGAUAUACUGAAGAAGACUCAAGGAGUUGGUCCUAUUCGUAAAGUAGUGCUGGCCAAGGAAGAUCACGAGGGACUUGGCAUUUCAAUCACGGGUGGUAAGGAACACGGGGUGCCCAUCCUGAUCUCAGAAAUCCAUCCUACCCAGCCUGCGGAGCGCUGUGGCGGGCUCCAUGUGGGCGAUGCCAUCCUGGCUGUCAACAGCAUCAACCUGAGGGACGCCAAACACAAGGAGGCUGUCACCAUCCUCUCACAACAGAGGGGAGAGAUAGAGUUUGAGGUGGUGUACGUGGCCCCGGAGGUGGACUCUGACGAUGAGAACGUGGAGUAUGAGGAUGACAGCGGCCAUCGCUACCGCCUCUACCUGGAUGAGCUGGAGGAGGGGUCAGCCGCCAGCAGGAACAACGGCACAGCAGACUUGGCAUCACUACAAGCCCUGGAAAAGAUGUCCGUGGGUGACGGCCCAGAGAACGGAGACACAGGGAUCUUCAGUGAGACGCCAUCGGAGGAGACCCCGUCUAAGACUGCUGGGUCCGGAAAGAGCACCUCCUAGAGCGGCGGGGAGGAUCUGGAGGAAUGGGGAGGGGUGCAGAGGAGGAUGGAGAAGAGCUGAAAGACUGGACUGCACAUGUAUUUUUGUACUAUACUCUAUGAGAUUUGAGAGACUGGACUGCAUCUGAGUCCACUGGAGGAUGUAUGAGAGGAGAAAUGGGGAUAAAUUCGACUCAUCAUUAAGUCGUCAUGGAAACACACUCAAAGCUCUUUUGAAUUCCUGUUACUAUCUUUCUGCAACGGUGAGGAGCCAAUGAGAGAAGACCACAGAUUGAGGAGAAGAUGUGGGUCUAGAUGAUUGAAUGGAUGGACUAAGUGGUAUUUUUCUGUGUGUAUAGUUACUGAUCCUAUUUGCCCCCACAUUAAGACGACACUUCCUUACUGUGAGACUGCCCUGCUGGUAAUGAAUAUUGUUUUACUAGGCUGAGGAAAUCUUCUCCCUUCAUAAAUGUUGGCUUUUAUUUAUCUCUUACACAUGUAGCUUGUGUAGAGGGGUUUCCCUCAACUGUAAUGUUCAUCUUCUACCACUGAUUAGGAUCUCAAUGUUUACUCCCAUGUCAAACCCUCAAGUGUUCAGAAUAUAGAGCAGACACAUUCACCUAUUGGAUGUCAAAACAGAAUGUACAGUCAGGGAAAGACUUGUCAGAAUUCAAAGGAUUUCAACUAUUAGGGUGUGCCCUCUGUGUUUGAUCAAUGGUAUCACAGAAUGUUACCAUAGUCCUCAUUACACAACAUUUUCAUUUAAAGAUGGGGCACUCUGAGCAAUGCAUCUUGUGUGCUACCUCGUUGUCUUCAUACUGUUCAAAGUCCUUGCCGUUUACUCUGAGGUGCACACACACUGGCUAAUGUUCUCUGAAAACAAGUUGUGUAUGACAAAGUUACUGAUAACUCUGGAAGUAUUUCUUUCACAAAUAUAUAUAUAUAUAUAUAUAUAUAUAUAUAUAUAUAUAU